AGCCCGACUUCCAUCUGUAGUCCCUGUUGACCGACCCGGACUCGGUUGGCUGGGCUCAACUUCACUGUUUCUCCUGAAGAGUCGAGACGAUGGCUUGACAGCUCCAUUUACCCCAAAAUAAAUGAAAAGCAACCAAAAAUGCUGAUCGCAAGGCUUCGAAACUUGACGACAAGAUUUCCAUUCUCCUCUUCCUCUUCUUUGUUGAAACAUCGCCUCUUUUCUCAUUCCUCUCCAUCACCAACCGAUGUCGUUUCAGGUUCUGCCGACGUUGCUGCAGAAGAGGAUCUGCUCUACUCUGAUGCAUCUAUUUCUUCAGCCGUUAAGCCGGCUACAAUACCCAUUCUCCUUCAGCCACGUGUAGUCGUUUACGAUGGCGUCUGCCAUCUCUGCCACCGAGGGGUAAAAUGGGUGAUUGAAGCAGACAAAUAUAGAAAGAUCAAGUUUUGUUGCCUCCAAUCUAAGGCUGCUGAGCCAUACUUGAGACUGUGUGGUCUUGAACGAGAGGAUGUUCUUCGUCGUUUUCUUUUUAUUGAAGGCCCCGAAUUAUACCACCAAGCAUCCACUGCUGCACUGAGAGUACUUUCAUAUUUGCCUCUGCCAUACUCUGCUUUAAGCGCACUCUUGAUAAUUCCAACUCCCCUCAGAGAUGCUGUUUACGACUAUGUUGCGAAACGACGAUACGAUUGGUUUGGGAAGGCUGAUAAUUGCUUGGUUUUGAAAGAUAAAGACUUGCUUGAGCGAUUCAUAGACAGGGAUGAGAUGAUAGAUAGGAGUUGAUCAUAUAUGUAAACAGCAACUUGGUUAUAGAUGAUUGAGCAAUGCUAUAUGUUCUACAGCCUUUUGGUGCAGAUAUGCAGUUGGUUAAAUGAUAUCACUCUCGCCAAUUAUAUAUCUGUGCUAACUAGGAAUAGACAAUAUAUACAAAAAACUCUUGUCUAUAAGAUUUGGUUGGUAAAAGCAUUUUGUUAUCAACUGGAAAUCAUAGUAAGCUUGGUUGAAA
Molecule: messenger RNA, 1000 nt
Organism: Manihot esculenta (cassava)
Lineage: Eukaryota; Viridiplantae; Streptophyta; Magnoliopsida; Malpighiales; Euphorbiaceae
Exons: 3
Coding region: 139-777 (212 amino acids)
Molecular function (GO): protein-disulfide reductase activity
Source: RefSeq, a predicted model, not a curated record